Molecule: messenger RNA, 1779 nt
Organism: Kogia breviceps (pygmy sperm whale)
Lineage: Eukaryota; Metazoa; Chordata; Mammalia; Artiodactyla; Physeteridae
Source: RefSeq, a predicted model, not a curated record
UUUGUUCUUUCUCAUUUUUAUCUUAAUUUUAGUUAGUAUUGCUAGAUUAGUACAGUUAGCAUAGUCAGUAUUGUUGGUAUAGUUAGCGUACUUGGUAUAGUUAAUACUUUAUUAGCAUAGUGUAGUUAGUAGUAGUUAGCGCUGUUGGCACAGUUAGCAUAGUUAGCGUUGUUAGUUAGGAUAGUUAGCAUUGCUAGUUAGUGCUGUCAGUCAGUGUAGUUAGGUCACGAGAGGAUGCAGGGCCUCACAGCCAACUGUGCUGACAAGGAGGCUCAUAUUGAUGAUUAUGAGAUCCUCCACACCAUUGGCGAAGGCAGCUUUGCUAAAGUGAAGCUGGCCUGGCACAUUCUGACCGGGACACAGGUGGCUGUGAAGGUCAUUAAAAAGAGGCGUCGGAGCUUCUCAACUUUCCAGCAGCUACUUUUCUGGGAAGUGCACAGUAUGAAGGCUCUGAAUCACCCCAAUAUUGUAAAACUGCUGGGGGUGAUUGACACGGAGGAGACAAUGUUCUUAAUAAUGGAGUACCUCAGUGGUGGGGACAUGUACACCUACUUAAACAUACAUGGCCGUAUGACAGAGGCACAAGCCUGAGGCCCAUUCCAGCAGCUGGUCUCUGCUCUGCAACACUCCCACCAGAGGGGUAUCGUGCACCGGGACCUGAAGCCACCGAACCUCCUCUUUGAUGCCAACAUGAAUAUAAAACUUACAGACUUUGGCCACAGCAACAAGUGUGAUGACAGUGGGAAACUGGACACGCUCUGCGGCACACUCGCGUAUGCUGCCCCGGAACUCUUGCUGGGGCAGAGCUACAGCGGCCCUGCGGUGGACGUGUGGAGCCUGGGAGUAGUGCUCUACAACCUGGUAACUGGGUCCAGGCCCUUUGUGGGAAAAGACUUGCGGGAGCUGCGGAAGCAAAUCUUAAAAGGGCAAUACCCCAUCCCAACCUACCUGUCUUUGGAGAUAAGGAGUCUAUUACAAAAAAUGAUCUCCCUCAACCCCAGUGACACAGGCACCUUACCUGACCUCAUGAGGCACCCAUGGGUGAACACGGGCCAGAAGAAGCCACUCCAGCCACCCUGUGAAGAGGACCUGGAGGUGACAGUGAGGAGGAUUCUGGACUCGAUGUGGGAUGAGAUCCAGGAUGGAGGAGAAGGCAGUGUGAGCUCCAAGAAACCAAUGGUGGGGUCCUGCAUCAUAGCUGCAGGGCCCUUGUCUUCCGGGGACCUCAGUGGCAAUGAACUCGAGCCUUUUCCAAGCCCUGAGUUGUCCACCCUGGAAACCAGGCGGCUCCACCAGGGAGAAAAUAUGCAACAGAAGGAAGACCAGCAGGCAGCGCAGAAGACCAGUGAGCCUGCCUGUCCCCCACCCAGCCUGGAGUCGAGGACUGCCACCCCCAGCCCAGCCCACCAGCGUGGCCCUGGGGCAUCCCCAUCCACCAGCAGCAGGACUGGAGCCCCAGAGGGAACCAGCUUCCCCCUGCGUGUGUCCAAAAGUGGAAGGUCCUCCCACACUGCGCAGUCCGAGUGUAUGUCCUCAUCCAUUCCCUCUGGCCACAGCCAGAAAAAGCAAGGGGUGGCUGGGAGAAUCUGGAACUUUUUAGCAAGGCAUCUUGGUGGUUGUUGCAAGCUGCGCAGCAAGAGGCGUCGUAAUAAAGUGAGCCCAUCUGAACCCUAUGGUGACCGAGGCAGGAAGGUCAGGCCGCCGCGCUCCCUGGGACCCGGUCCAGUGGAAGAAUUGGGGCUGUGCAUUUUCCAGUUAGACAAGUGUGUAACCAUGUAG